This is a messenger RNA of Paramisgurnus dabryanus, 4849 nucleotides long. It is a transcript of the gene nudt3b, whose product is annotated as nudix (nucleoside diphosphate linked moiety X)-type motif 3b. The record is from RefSeq and is a predicted model, not a curated record. Gene Ontology annotation, biological process: diphosphoinositol polyphosphate metabolic process; diadenosine hexaphosphate catabolic process; adenosine 5'-(hexahydrogen pentaphosphate) catabolic process. Gene Ontology annotation, cellular component: nucleus; cytoplasm. Gene Ontology annotation, molecular function: endopolyphosphatase activity; bis(5'-adenosyl)-pentaphosphatase activity; bis(5'-adenosyl)-hexaphosphatase activity. NCBI's taxonomy places the organism in Eukaryota, Metazoa, Chordata, Actinopteri, Cypriniformes, Cobitidae.
CGGCGUCCACGUAACGCACAUCGCGUAUCUGUUUCGGUAAUGGCGUCCGUGUCUGAGAUGCGCUCGGUUUAGGAAAAAUGAAGCGCAGGAGACUUUAUAACCAGUAAUAAAACGCGAGGUUUCCACACGCGGACUUUGCGUCUGUGUAUUUGCGGCAGGUUCAGGUUCCGAUCUCAGUCGUAACGCGACGCACAGCUCGACAUGAUGAAGCUCAAGUCGAACCAGACGCGCACGUAUGAUGGAGACGGGUACAAGAAGCGGGCCGCCUGUCUGUGCUUUAGGAACGAAACCGAGGAGGAGGUGCUGUUAGUGAGCAGCAGCAGGCAUCCGGAUAAAUGGAUCGUUCCUGGAGGAGGAAUGGAGCCCAACGAAGAGCCAAACGUCGCUGCUGUCCGAGAAGUUUGUGAAGAGGCCGGAGUCAAGGGGAGUUUAGGAAGACUAGUGGGAAUAUUUGAGAAUCGAGAUAGGAAACACAGAACAUAUGUCUAUGUUCUCAUCGUAACUGAAGUUCUGGAGGACUGGGAGGAUUCGGUAAACAUUGGGAGAAAAAGGGAAUGGUUCAAAAUCGACGAUGCCAUACAAGUGUUGCAGUGUCACAAACCGGUUCAGGCCACCUACUUCGCAGCUCUUCAGGAGGGCUGUCUGAAUCGUAACGGUGCGCCCCUAGUGGCCACGAUAGGUGGAGAUCUGUCACCCACCUACAGCAUUAAUCAAAGCUCAGUCUCCGAUAUCAGAUAACUAAUGCAAAACAUCGACACUUAGAUGCUUACUCAACUCGCGCUCUUAUUUUCAUUGUUUUCUUUUUCUUUUCACUCUUAAUUCUUUCAAACAAACACAAACAAUGAUUUGCCAACUCUUUUUGAGUGCCGGGAGAGGGCAGUGACAUCGAGUGUUGGUCGAAUAUUCAAUACAAUGUUUUGUAAAUGUAAUAUUUUUGCUUUUUACAGAUUCGUUUUUUCACGCAUGAAUCCCACGUUGUUUUAGCGUCCUCUACGCGGCCCUUGCGUGGGAUUAAACGAAUGCUACUUUUUACUGUCGUGAUGUAAAAAUAUACACAUGGUGCGCUAGCAUGUGGCUUUCAGUAUUUUUACACAUUCAGUUUCCUAUGCGUGCGUAUGCGUGAGCGAGGUUUUGUUAGUUUUCUGUCUGAAGCGCGGUUGUGGAGAUGUUAGCCGUUUGAAUGCGUGAAAGUUGAAUAGUUUUGCAUGAGCACUGGUAUUUAUUUGUCAUGAUGAUAUGAGUUUAUGUGAUGCGAUGGAUGUUUAACCUGUAUGUCGUGUUAUAAAUAGGUGUUCUUAACUUAGCUGUUUUUUUUUCGUUUGUUUGUUUUACCAUCUUGUAAAUAUCCUUUGGGCCUCCGAACUCACAGAGGGUUUAAUUUAUACGAUUACCUAAUUCAACUGGACUGUAAUUUUUGCAAUUUCACACUUUAAUAUAAAACUUUCCCAAGCAGAUGAUGUUUGCUGGGUUUUGAGUUGAUCUAGUAAAAUGAAUAGACUAUUAUGAUGUGUCAGAAGGAUUUGCGUGACUGUGUUUUUAUGAUGUAAUCUGAAAAACAUUUCAUCUUUAAAGUCAACAUGAAAUCAAAAUUCAGAUUACUUUUUAAGGCACAGAUUGUAUCACAGAAACGGAAAAGAUUUCUUAUGAAAAUGUUAAACAUAAUCCACCUGUGCAAAACAUGUUUUCUCAUUUAUUAUCAUUUUCUGCAUGCGAAAUUGUGUCAUUACCGAAGUUUCAAACGCAGAUUCAUGUUGACUUUUUCUUAAUAAGUGCUUAUCGACAUUUUACAUUUCUUAUCAGUACGGUUGGGUAUCAUUUUGAAUUUUAUUGAUUCCAAUUCUGCAAAUCGAUUCUGAUUCUUUUCUUCGAUUCCAGCGUUGUAAAAAAUGGUCAUUUGGCCUACUUAUUGCUGACUGUUAUGCAAAAUAAUAUAUUUAUGAGCAGGGUUUUACAAAAAGAUGACCGGUUAAUAAUCUCUAUUUGUAUUAUUGUGAAAGUGUAGAUUGAUUAUCAUUUGUAAAUAUCUCAAAAUGGGCUGCUGACAUCUUUCGCCAUUGACAUCAUUUAAAACCACCUUCUGCUAAGUGAUCAUGAGGUGGCGGCCGUGGUAUGAAGGUCGGGAUAUUCCUGUUUGGCUCAUUCACAAACACACAAAUUAAGUCAUCACAUUUAAUAGCAUUUAAUAACCAACUGAGCACUUAAAGAAUGGCAACCUUCCGAUCUCUCUGAUGAAGCCAAUACGGAAGUGAUUAAAUCUGCAGUUCAUUGAUUGGCCACUAGAGGCAGGCUCCAAAAGGGAGUCAUUUCCCAUAGACCUCCAUGUUAAAAUUGCUAACUUUACAGCAGAAAAAAUGUUUACAGCCUGGUACAAAUUUUUUUUUUGGUUUGUAUAGCUAAUUUUGCCCUUCAUGACAACUAUGAGGGUGGUGAAUUUUUUUGUAACUUAUCCGUUUAAAUUAUAUUAAGCCUUGAAGUUCUGCAUAAUUAAGGGCGUGGCCACUUGAGUGACGGUUGAAUUGCCACUGCCUACACUAGAGUUGUGCUAGGCGGGGUUUUAGCUUCCAGCCACCUCAGCUUCACCCACGUCCCGCCUCUUUACCAUUUUCGGAUAUCUGUGAGUGAUGCGCAGUGACGCGCGGCCAAGAUGGCGACGGCGGGCACCGCCUUUUAUUGGCUUCAAAAACCAUAGAUAUGUAUAAAGGCUAGAUGUCCUCCCCGUGCUGCUGGCCAAUUGAGUGGAACGUCUGCAUUUGGUGGCCAUCUUACCACAGGCAGCUCGCUCACUCGUAGCAUUGUUUUAAUGGUGCAGGUACUUUUAAAUGACCAUAACUUGUUUAAUUUUCUACCGGUUUGGUUUUUUAUAAAUGUCAAAGAUGUACCUAUGACACUGCAUUCUUCUACUAAAAAAAUAAAUAUUUCAUGAAACAUGUUAAAGCAUCCAGAAUUAUAGCCACUUUAAUAAUGUUUGUAAGAAACCAAACCGUUUGAAAAUUGGUACAAAAUUUUAGCAAGUAAUGGUCACUUAAAAGUACCUACACCAUUAAAACUUAAUGCUAGGAGUAAGCGAGCUGCCUGUGGUAGAUGGCCGCCAGGUGAUGAUGUUAGAGACUCUGCCGUAACACAUCUAGCCUUUAUACAUAUCUAUGUCAAAAACGAUCUUCAGAAACCUAAAGGUGAUGUCACGGAUACUACGUCCAUCUUUUUUACAGUCUAUGAUGGCAACAUGAUGAUAAAUAACCUUAUUUGACAUGUAAAAAAUAAAAUGUAUUUGUGUACUUAGAUUUUUAGGUUUGGCUCAUGUCACAUUUGUUUACGUGGAGAGGGUGGGGUUUAUGACUUAUACUGCAGCCAGACACCAGGGGGCGAUCAAAAUGUUUUUGCUUCACUUUUCACCGCUGGUUAAACUAUGGUCACUGUAGUUUUUAACGAUUUUCAAGUAAACUGUCGCAGGUCAGAUCUUCACAGAUAACGUGAAUAAAAGAUUCGGAAUAAAACAUUUGCAUGCAGGAAUUGAAAUGUCCAUUUUGUAGUAAGGAUCCGAUUCCAGAAUUGGAAUCGAUUCUCGAUUCCCAACCCUACUUAAAAGACACAUCCAGUUCAUGUUUUCUAGUCUUUUAUUGAACUGGUGAGUUGAGUAAGUUCUUCUAUUUCACUUACUCUCCAUAGAUUAAGUCAAUUUUUCGGUCAGAUGAAGGUCUUCUUGAUAAUAUCUAUCAAUAUUAUCAAGUGUUAAUAUAACCUCAUGGGUUUCAACCUCAUGUGAGUCCACAUCUUCAAGACAUAGAACCUCUUGACAUAGAGAGACGAGAAGCUGCACAAUUCAACAAAGGAUUUAGUUUUAGCUUGUAAAAUAGUUUUUACAUCUUCUCGUAUGCUUUAAAACAUCAAGUAUGUCUUCAAAGCCAAACCGCUUGCUCGGCCAGUCUCUUGGAAGGCGGCGGUUGGUGCAAUACUGUGAAAUUUGAGCCACUGUAAUUGUUGAUGUCUUUCCCCCUUGUACAGAUCAAAAGCAAAUUUUCGAGUGCUUGUCGUUAUGAUGUAUAGAUUCUGGUACACGUGAGGUUGUAGGUGACCCGAACUGUUGAGGGUUAUUUACUUAAGCUUGGAAGUGCAUUUAUAAUGAAGUUUCUUAUCAAGUACAUGUUUCAUUCAAGAUUUCAUGUUUUUAUUGUUAGUGGACUGCAAAGUAAUGAUAAACCCAAGAUCCAAGUAAAUGAAAGUGAUUUAUAAUGCCUGUGGUUAAUAUCUUUCUAUACUAAUGUCAUGCAUUUAAAAAUCCACUUCUGGUGUAGCAUGAAAUACUUGAACUGGAUUGUCAGAUUGUUUUGUUGAUUUACGUGUUGAUGGUCAUACUGACGUGAGCCUCAUUCUCAUGAUUCAUUGGUGGGUGGCUGAAGAUGUUUAGUGUAUGAAGUUGACACAGCUGCAUCAAUCACCAGGUUACAGUAGACGGUUUAUCUUAAGCAUGAUUUGACAAAAAUCAGAUUUCAAAUCGUAACCAAGCAUAGAAUUGAUCAGAUGAACGCCCCAUACAAUUAAAAAGCACUUUAAACGUCAUACUUUCAUUAUUAGACUUUGAAUGUAAAUCUCUGGGUCGUUUACAUCUUUUUGGCCCCAAAAUGGUUUUUUAAAACAUUUUCAUUCAAACAUGCUGUCAACUGGUGCAUAUGGGAUGUUGGAACUAUGAAAUCCAUGCAAAGAUCUGCCAACACUCCAUCAAAGCUGUGACCCUUACACUUGGACAGGUGGAAUACCACUGGAAUAUGUUGCUUUUUUAUUUUGGGAUUGUGAAAUCAAGCAGUACGAGAAUGUAAUAUAAUUGUGCCAACUAAUAAAAACCAGUAUUUGA